AAGAAAGAGUCUUUUUUUUUCAUUGAACACUUCAUCAAUCUAUCUCUUGAAAAACUUAAUGGCCAAGUUGGGAUGGUUGGUUGUUUCUCUUUCUGUUUCUGUACUUGUUACCAAUCUUUGUGAAGCAAUCUCUUCUUGUAAUGACCCAUGUAAAACUCUAAAUGAUUGCGAUGGACAGUUGAUUUGUAUCAAAGGUAAAUGCAACAAUGAUCCUGAUGUACAUGUGGGUAGUCAUGUGUGUUCAAACGAAGGCAGUGGAGAAGGGUCUUCACCACCAUUAGGCGAUAGUUGUCAACCUUUUGGCCACAAAGUUUGUAAGGGAAUAUCACAUCCACAGUUCAAGUGCUCGCCUCGAGUGACUUCCUCGACUAGAGCUAUCCUUACAAACAUCGAAUUCAACGGAGAUGGUGAGAACGGAGCCCCGUCAGAGUGCGACAAUAAAUUCCAUCUUAACUCUGAAUUAGUAGUGGCAUUGUCUACAGGUUGGUAUAAUAGGGGUUCGAGGUGUGGAAAGAAGAUCAAAGUUACUGCGAGGAAUGGAAAGUCUGUGUUGGCUAAGGUGGUAGAUGAGUGUGAUUCGAUAAGCGGAUGUGAUGCGCUACAUGCUGGUCAACCACCUUGCCGAAAUAAUAUCGUGGAUGCUGCAAAAGCAGUAUGGGACGCUUUGGGACUUGACACAGAUGUAGGUGAAGAGCCUGUUAAUUGGUCUGAUGUUUAGCAGUAGCACCACAAUACUAAUAAUUAAUAAUAACAACAAUAAUAGUAUGGAAGGAUAAAAAAAAAAAAAAACUGUCUCAUUAUCUCAUGCCGUUGUAAUUAUAACAUCUGCUUGCAUUUUUUUUCU
Molecule: messenger RNA, 844 nt
Organism: Cucumis sativus (cucumber)
Lineage: Eukaryota; Viridiplantae; Streptophyta; Magnoliopsida; Cucurbitales; Cucurbitaceae
Product: kiwellin
Exons: 1
Coding region: 59-718 (219 amino acids)
Source: RefSeq, a predicted model, not a curated record